AGCGGUGAUGUCGGCUCUUGUAGCUCUCCUCCUCUCGACGCCGGUCGCUGCGCUGGUGCCGUGGACAACAGCAUGGCAUCGGGCUGGAGAGAGAGCGAGGACGCGAGUCGCACUACUGAUGCGCGAUGACGUGGACGGAGGUAGCAAUCGCCGGUCUCGAGCGAGGCUGGCCCUUCGACGUUUGGUACGCAGCCGCGGCAAUGAGGACGAGCAUGGGCCGCCGCAGGCGCCAGCCGCCGAGCCGGCAUCCGCCGAGACGCCAGCAGUCGGCGACGUGGGGGCGGCGGCGACACCCGAGGUGAGCCAGCUCGAGAUGCAAAUCUCUGAGCUGACGGCCUCGCUCGCCGGGGGCUUCAAGGACGCUCAGACCGUGUACGCCGUGCAGGACCUGCUCUUCCGCCGCUUCCGCGCAAAGUACGUCGGCCGCGCCCUCUCUGCCGGCUACCUGAGCGACGAGUCGACCGACGCAAAGGCGGAGCUGCUCACCGCCUUCAUCGAGGGAAACGUCACUGCGAUCCGGCGCAGCAUCGCGUCCGGAGAGACUUGGGACUUUGUCUUCCCUCCCGCGCCGUACGCUGCGGACGGCUCCCGCGUGAUGCAGCUCGAGGGGCGCUGCCGCUCGCCGCUCGCGCUGCUGGUGCGGCCCGACGAGGGAAACCUGGUGCGGCUGCUGCCCGGCGUGUCGCAGGCGGAGCGGCUCGCCCUCAUCGAGGAGGCCCUCUCGAGCGGCGCCGCCGACGCAAACUACCCGCGGUGGUACUGGUCGAGCCCCGGCGCGCACGCCUGCUUCGAGGGCGACGUCGAGGCCCUCUCGCUGCUGCACCGCUUCGGACUCAACCUCGAGCAAAAGGUGGAGUGGCUGCUGCAGCCGUCGCCGAGCUUCACGUACGCGCACGCCGCCGCCUUCAACGGCAACGCAAACGUCCUCACCUUCAUGCGGCAGCGCGCGCGGCUCCUCGACGCAAAGUCGCGCUUCGAGUACCGCUGGCGGACAGCGCAGUACCUCUUCCUCGUCGGAGCCGCUUUUGCAAACUCGCUCGACCUGCGCGCGGGCGGCGCAGACCCGGCCGUCGUGGCGAGCUCUCCCGUCUUCGUCGUCUCUACCCUCGCGCUGCUCGGCAGCUGGCAAGCUUGCCUCGUAGCGGGAGAGGGCGGGCUGGGGGCGGGGCACGUCCGCCACGCGUCCAACGGCGCCACUCCGGUAGGCCCUUCUUCUUUUCGGUGGAGUCGGCGGGGGCUCGCCGCUCACUUUGGAUCGGCGUGGAACGUGCUCGACGCCGGCCACUUGCUCGCCAUCCUCGCCCUCCCUCCGCUCCACUUCCUGCCGCAGCAGCCGGCCGACGCCGGUGCCCUCGAGGCGAGCCGUGUCCACGCGAGUGCCUACGCCGUCGCCCAGUCGCUGCCCGGCCUGCUUCAGCUCUCCUUUGCCGUGCGCGGCCUCGAAUACGCCUCGCUCUUCCGCUCCCUCGGCACGCUCGCGCCGCCGCAGCGGAGCCCGCCGUUUCUCUCCCCGCCCCUGAUGCAGCUCCGCUCGCCCCCAGGCCCGCUCCUCGUCACCGUCCGAGGCAUGCUCGUCGACAUCACGCGUUUCGGCGGCUUGUACGCCUUUGUGCUGAUCGGCUUCGCGAACGCCUUCUUCGUGCUCUUCGCGCUCUCGGGCGAGUCGCUCGAUUACGGCGGCUACCCGCGCAUCCUGCAGGAGCAGCUGCUGUGGCUGCUCUCGUCGGUGGACCGCUCCUUGCUCGACGGCCUCACCGGCCAGCUGCAUGCCACCGGGGACGUGCUCUUUUGGGGGUACAUCGUCCUCUCCUACUUUGUGCUGCUCAACCUCCUGAUCGCCGUCUUCAACUCCACCUUCGAAAAGGUCCAGCGGCAGGCCUUCAACGAGUGGCUCUUUCUCCGCAUGGCGACGAUGCUCGACUUUGAGGCGCGGGUGGCGCAGCCGCCGCGUGGUGGCCAGCAGAAUGAGCCGGCCCGCUGGCUGGACGCCUACUACGGCGAGCUCGAAGACACCUCCAACUCGCGCAGCGUGGAGCUGGGCGUCGGCGGCGCGCCCUCGUCCAGCUCUCGCGGCCGGUCGAUAUAGUGUCCAUAGUCGAACACAUCUACCCUUAUAAGUCUCUCGUGUCGGCGCCGACGCUCUUGGUUUAACCGUAGAACGUCCCAGCCGAAAUCC
Emiliania huxleyi CCMP1516 is the source of this 2176-nucleotide messenger RNA. RefSeq lists its product as hypothetical. Lineage: Eukaryota; Haptophyta; Isochrysidales; Noelaerhabdaceae. Gene Ontology annotation, molecular function: monoatomic ion channel activity. Bases 8 to 2086 code for a protein of 692 amino acids. Gene Ontology annotation, biological process: calcium ion import across plasma membrane. Gene Ontology annotation, cellular component: membrane. The record is from RefSeq and is a predicted model, not a curated record. The transcript is spliced from 9 exons.